This is a messenger RNA of Suricata suricatta (meerkat), 984 nucleotides long. RefSeq names its product neuropeptides B and W receptor 2 (gene NPBWR2). The record is from RefSeq and is a predicted model, not a curated record. Gene Ontology annotation, biological process: neuropeptide signaling pathway. Gene Ontology annotation, molecular function: neuropeptide binding; neuropeptide receptor activity. Lineage: Eukaryota; Metazoa; Chordata; Mammalia; Carnivora; Herpestidae. Gene Ontology annotation, cellular component: membrane; neuron projection.
AUGCAGGCUGCUGGGCUGGAUCCCCUUGAAAGCAGAGGCUCCCCCUUCCAGGCUGCAAUGGACACCAACUUCUCUUGGGAUGACAGCACCAGGCACAAUGUCACCCUCCCUGAGCCACUGCCACCCCUCUCUGUCCUCCUGCCAGCAGAGUACUCUGUGAUCUGUGCCGUGGGGCUGGCAGGUAACACAGCUGUCAUCUGUGUGAUUCUGAGGGUGCCCAAGAUGAAAACAGUGACCAAUGUGUUCAUCUCGAACCUGGCCAUCGCUGAUGGCCUCUUCACUCUGGUGCUGCCUGUCAGCAUCAUGGAGCACCUGCUGCAGCGCUGGCAUUUCAGGGACCUGCUCUGCAAACUGGUGCUGGCCAUCGACCACUACAGCAUCUUCUCCGGCAUCUACUUCCUGGACCUGAGUGUGGAUCGCUACCUGGGGGUGCUGGCCACCACACAGUCCCGCCAGGUGUCCUGGCGCACGCUCCACAAAGCGAAGAUCACCAGCCUCUGUGUCUGGAUCAGUGCCGCCUUCUCCUUUGCUGGCAUCUACAACAAUGAGCUGCAGGUUGCGAGUUGCGGGCUUAGCUUCCCACAGCCUGAGAGGGUCUGAUUCAAGGCCAGCCAUAUCUACAUGCUAGUCCUGGUUGUGGUGCCCGGGGGCCCCCUUUGUGUGCUCGACAUGGACCUGUUACGUAGGUUCCAGGCCCUGCAACUCCACUCCAGAGCCAAAGCUCUGGGCAAGGCCAAGCGGAAGGUGACCAACCUGGUACUGGCUGUGCUGGCCGUGGGCCUGCUCUGCUGGACACCCUUCCACCUGGCCUCCGCUGUGGCCCCGACCACAGACGUGCCCCAGACAUCACUGGUCAUCGGUAUCUCCUACAUCAUCACCAGUCUCACCUAUGCCAGCUCCUGGGUCAACUCUUUCCCAUAUGCCUUCCUGGAUGAGAACUUCCAAAACAGCCUCGGCAACAUGUUCCGGGGCCCAGGGGCCUGA